Molecule: messenger RNA, 13938 nt
Organism: Medioppia subpectinata
Lineage: Eukaryota; Metazoa; Arthropoda; Arachnida; Sarcoptiformes; Oppiidae
Source: the annotation of a GenBank genome assembly
AUGCAUACAGACGUCGACCAGAGUGUCGACAUAUGGACGACAAUCGCACCGAAUGGCCAACAAUUGACAGUACAAUCAAACAGCGCCGACACCGACGACGACGAGCCCACAGUCGAGCCGACGGCCGCCGCCAACACUGACGCCGAGUCUAGCUUUUCGUUCACCAAAGAGUCAUACAAUGUGUCGAUUCCGGAGAACUCUUUCGGCAAAGUGUACGCCAUGUCUGACCAGAAGAUGGGAAUAUAUAUCACAGACCCGGCGCUCGUCGUCCGGUAUAAGAUAGUCGGCGGAGAUUUCGAUAAGAUAUUCAAAGCCGAGGCCAGACAUGUCGGCGACUUUUAUUUCCUAUUGAUUAGACUUCGGUCCGGAUUCACGAAUGUCCUCAACCGUGAAUACCGGUCCACAUAUGACCUCAGAGUUCGGGCGACCAUUACGUCCCUCCGAAACGACGCGCUUCGGCUGAAGACCAGAACCGGUGUGAGUGUUGUCAUCACAGAUCGCAACGAUUUGUCGCCCUUUUUCUACCCCGAGAGCUAUGAAGUGAGUGUCGCCGAAGAUAUUCCUAUCGACAGCAGUAUUAUUAGAGUUUCGGCCGUCGAUCCGGACGUCGGACUUAACGGCGAAAUCUAUUAUAGUUUGGCAGAAGAGUCGCUCACAUUUGCCGUUCACCCGACGAUGGGUAUAGUGUCGGCCGCCCGACCCCUCCUCACACUCCUAUCCGACUCGAAUCGACCGCAAAACUAUCACUUAAUAGAACACCGUCGGGCGCCACUCAACCCGAUCUUAGCCGUCCUCCACGUGACGGACGACGAUUACGGCUCUUUCGGCACUAUAUGUCACGUUAGUAUUGUUGACGGCGACGAUCACCACUUGUUCACUGUCACCAACUCUUCGUCCAAUGAUUACAACAUUGAACUCGUGAGGCCUUAUUUGAACGAAACUGCCAUCACUUCUGUGUAUAAUCUAAUCGUGAAAGCGAUAGACUGUGGCGGAGGGUUCGCAACGCAACCCAUUGUUCUCACAUUAAGUAACGCUAAAUCUGUUCCCAAAUUUGAUUCCGACUAUAUAAUCAAUGGUGUGGUCUUCACGCGGCAGCCGUUAGACAGAGAGACGCAAAACAAAUACUUGUUAGUCAUCGGCGCUCAGAUCGACUCGACCCGAGCGACCAAAACUCAGCUUCAUAUCAAUGUGAUGGACGACAACGACAACUAUCCCGUCUUCAACAUCGAAAAGACUCAAAUCUCAAUCGCUGUCAAUGAGAACAAACCGAACGGAUCGACAGUCUUCCGCAUCACGGCGUCGGACGCCGACUCGGGCGACAACGGACUCGUCACCUACGAGUUGACGUCCGCCACCGGCGCCUCAUUGCCCUUCAUUAUCGAUCAUUCCAGCGGUGAAAUCAAAUCCAUUAAGACACUGGACUACGAGUCGGGUCCGCAUCACUUCCAACUACUUAUCCGGGCUUCCGAUUGGGGCGAACCCUUCCGACGGCAGACACAAAUCGGCCUCAAUCUGACGCUGAAGGAUGUGAACGAUCACAGACCACAGUUUGAGAAGAACAACUGCAGCGCAAACAUUCCCAUCACCACAAAGCCAUACACAGAGAUUAUGACUUUCUCUGCCAUAGAUCUCGAUGAGGGAAGUGUUGUGUUGUAUAAGAUGUUUACGCCGAGCGCUGAGAAAUGCUUUAAUCUGAACGAAAAUACGGGUAUUUUAAGACUUACGUGCAAUUUGAAGGACGAGUUAUCCAAGAGCUCAGGCCCUGACCUUAUGAAUUGGACGCUAUCCAUAUCGGCCACCGAUGGCCACUAUUUCUCCGACACCUCAUACGUGAAAAUCAUUGUCGUCGACGAGAAUCAGAUAAUUGACGGCAACAAGAAGUCGCCGAAGAAUCACAUUAGAGUCGAGUGCAAUGAUUUAGCGGUCGCUCAGAAGUUGACGGCAUUUAUGAUCCAAAGACAGCAGGAAAAUGAUGUUCAGUACGACUCGUUUGAAAACUUUUUGACGGAUGAAUCCGUCGAUAAUCUCAUCAAACAUAAGAAUAAAAGACCAGAAUUUGAUCAAAACGUUCCGAAAGAGAUAUAUAUUCCCGAAAACAUUGAAAAGGGAACCAAAAUCACGUCAUUGAAAGCCGAAGAUCCGGAUCACGGAUUUGAUGGAUAUGUGAUCUAUUCGUUGAAUUUACACGACAGACAUAAUAGGAGUCAUUAUAACCACGACGUGGUCUUCAAUAUCGAUCAGUUGACGGGAGAUCUGGUUGUGAUCGACGCUCUUGACUACGAAAGGCAUUCCAAAUAUAAGCUACACAUCAGUGCCUGUGAUUUGGCUAAAGAACAGCUCUGUUCUAACCAUACCAUUGUUGUGGUCAUUGAAGAUGUCAACGACAACGCGCCUGUUGUCGACAACUUUGCAUUUAAUGUAUCAGAAUCUGCUUCCAAAGGCUAUAUAAUCGGACAAAUCUUUGCUACCGAUGAGGACUACGGCAACAAUGCUUUACUUCAAUACUCUUUGAAGGGAUACGAAAACUUGUUUGCAAUCAAUGCUAUUAACGGAACGCUUACUCUUGAGAACAGUUUGGACAGAGAAGUGAUUGAUAAGUAUAUUCUUUACGUUACUGUACACGACUCGGGCUCUCCUUCUCUAUCGUCCACAUCUAUGAUCACCAUUUAUGUCGACGACGUCAACGAUAAUCCGCCUCUUUUUCACGAGACCUCUUAUGUGAUUAAAGUGCGCGAAGAUAUGCCCAUCGGUUCCAGAAUUAUGAAAAUAAUUGCUUUCGAUGGCGACGAAGGAAAGUCUGGCAAAAUUCACUACACUAUUGAUAGCACUGUCUUCUCAAUCGAUGAAAUGACUGGAAAUAUCCGAAUUCGGGAACAAUUAGACUUUGAGAGGAUUCAGAUCUACAAUCUAUCGGUUACGGCCAGAGAUGAAGGCGAGCCGUCACUAACUUCUAUCGCAUGUGUUAUCGUUGAAGUGGAAGACGUGAAUGAGAACUAUUAUCCGCCAAAAUUCUCUGACAUCGUCGCCACUGCAACCGUACGCGAGAACUCACCCUUAAAUACUUUUGUCACUCAAGUAAAAGCUGUCGAUGAGGACAGCGAUCUUCCGGUUGUCUACCAGAUCAUAGGCGGUGACGGUUUGGGAAGAUUUACGAUCGACAACAACGGCAACGUUCAUACGGCAGCUGUUCUCGACUGUCUCUGGUUAGGAGUGAUAACCGAUUUACUUUUGCUAAAUGGCGGCGAAUGCCGGCUUGCCUUCUAUUACACCCGUAUUCUGGAGAACGCCUCCAUUGGGACCAAUAUAGUGAAAGUGGAAGCACACGAUCCCGACCUCAACUCAGAGACUGACACCAAAAUUGCGUUCAGAAUCUUAAACGACGUGCCCUUUACUAUCGACGCCGACGGUGUGAUUGACACGAAAGACAAACUCGACAAAGAAACGCAAUCACGUUAUGUGAUUGAUCUCGAAGUUAGUGAAGAGCAUAACACCGAUUCCGAGGACGCGGUGACGACGACAAUGAUAUCGCGAACACCUAUUAUAGUGAAUGUGAUUGAUGUGAACGAAUACGAGCCCAAAGCCAUACUCUCGAUAUACAGGUGUCAGGCAUAUAACGACAUCUCACAGAAGACACCUAUUUGUCAAAUCGUGGCGAGCGAUAGGGACGACGACGAGAACUGUGUGCUUCAGUAUAAGUUCAUUGAAGGCAAUGACUACGACUGGUUCGCUAUCAACCCGUCCAGUGGUGCCAUUCAUACCACGAAAGACGGAAUACCAAAAGGAGAAUACGAUUACAUCAUAUCUGUGUCCGAUUGCGGAACGCCUCACAAGUCAUCGCAGGUUCGGCUCAUAAUACGGAUGUUAUCGCCUAAUAAAGAGCGAACUGAAAACAACCCGCCAGUGAUCGAGUCCUUUGAUUCGGAGAUAUCGAUCAGUGAACGCGAAUCCAUUGGAUAUGCCGUCACUUUGUUUAAGGCUUCGGACGACGAUAACGAUCGCCUCUGUUAUCAUAUAAUUGACGGCAAUAUUGGCAAUACGUUUGCCUUCAGAGACGGCGGAGCGCUGAUUGUGGCGAAACCGUUGUCGUCUAAAAUGGCCAUCAGAUAUAAUUUGACGAUAUCUAUCACCGAUGGAAUCAAACCAGUGAUCGUUAAUCUGAUAAUCAAUUUGAUUGAUGUUUACGACGAUAAGGUUGUGUUCAUUGAAGACAGUUAUACCGUCAAUGUGUUGGAGAACAUCACGAAAGGCAGCGAAAUCUUGCAGAUGAGUGUCUCGGACAGAGAGUUGACCGACGGUAUAGUGUUCUCUAUAUAUUCCUCGUACUCUCCCGAGAGUCUCAAGAAGUUUGAAGUCGAGUCGUGGAGCGGAAAAAUCAAAAUCAAAGAACCGCUGGAUUACGAGUCGGGAAAACAUCAUAUGCUUGUCAUCGAAGCGAGUAAUUCACGUGUGAAGACAUCCAUUCAACACAACCGUUCGUUCGCAAAGGUUUCCAUUAAUAUAAUUGAUGUGAACGACGAAACCCCGACUUUCAUUUCGCCCCAAUUCGAGGCCACAGUUGUCGAGACCUCUGCCAUCGGGACGUCUGUCCUGCAAGUGUUGGCCAUCGAUAGAGACGUCGGAAAUAACGCUAAAAUUAAUUACUCGAUUAUAUCAGGCAAUAUUGACAGUGUGUUCGACAUCGACAAAGAUCUCGGAUUUGUUUAUUUGUCGAAACCGUUGAACGCGAGACAACAGUCGGAGUACUAUCUUGUGAUUAAAGCGACAGAUAAGGGGUCGCCUCCUCUGUCCAGUACUGCCAACGUUCACAUUUCGGUCAGUAUUCCGGAUAACUCUCCGCCAAAAUUUGAAGAGAAACAGUAUUCAAUUGAUAUCAACGAAAACGCAAAGACCGGAACUGUUGUGAUCUCAUUGAAGGCCACGAGUAAACAAUCGCUUUAUUUUGAGAUAAUUAGUGGCAAUAAUGACAAUAAAUUUUCUAUAAAUGUAAAUAACGGUGAGGUUUGGGUGAGGGAUGCGCUCGACUUUGAAGUGAAACAGAACUAUUCGCUCACUGUUUCGGCCACGAGUUUAGUCGGCAUCAACGACACGACACAUCUCUACAUAAAUGUGAUAGACGUCAACGAUUGCACACCUUAUUGGCCACAAGACGUGUUUGUCGGUCACAUCUUAGAGUCGGCUCCGAUCGGCAGUAUUAUAUCGGACGACAAAGACUCGCCUCUUGUGGUGAAAGCCAAAGAUAAUGAUUCUAUGCAUAACUCGAUUCUCGUGUACUCUAUCGUGGAAGAGAUGGGCCGCAAGUACUUUGCAAUAGAGCCACAAACCGGUGCCAUAACUCUCGCCCGACGUAUAGAUUACGAGAAGCGAAAGGAAUUCAAUUUCACGAUAUCUGUCAGUGAUCUCGGAUUCCCGAGCCUUAAGGCAGUGACCAAUGCUUUCGUAAGAAUAGAAUGUCUUCCGGUUAACGACUGUCCGCCAGUCCUCUCAUUAACUCACUAUCACUCGACUCUUUUGCUUCCAACCUAUAAGGAUGUGAUCGUCACUAAGAUAUCCGCCACUGACUGUGAUUACGGCAAACACGACGAGAAUCACAAUCACUUUAUCUUCAGUUUGACUCCAAUAACAAUGUCUUCCGAAAAGAAAUUCUCCAUUAAUUCGACGUCCGGUUUGAUUACAACAUCCGAUGACAGGCUGUCUGAGGGUCUGUACGAGAUGUUUGUCUCCGUAUUUGACGGCAAAUUUACAACAGAGGCAAAAGUGUCGAUCACUGCCGAACAGAUACCGCGAAGUUCUUUGCGUUUCACUCACGAGCGGUUUGUGGGACACAUCACCGAAAACACACAAUCAGUGAAGACUAUACUAAUGCCGACCAUUGAGGGCAACAAAUUGAACGAACACUUGUCCUUCCGAAUCCUGAACCCAACCAAUCUGUUCCGUAUCGCCAGAACUUCGGGCGCUAUUCUCUCGCGCGGUAUUCCCAUCGAUAGGGAGGAGAAGUCGCGGUUUGAGCUCGUGAUCGAAGUGCGUUCAAUUCACGGGUCGCCCACUGAAAUCAACACUAGUCGAGCGCAAGCCAUCGAUCUGGACGUUGGUUAUAACGGAAUGGUCACCUAUUCUAUACUAUCGGGCGAUCCAAACAAACUCUUCUCUAUUAACACCGACAAUGGAUAUAUAUCAAUGGCCCGAUCGGCCAAUACGGCCAACGAUCCACUUAAUUAUAAUUUACUUAUUUCUGCCAAAGAUUCUGGCUCUGUUGCCCUCGAAUCGCAAGCGAACGUCACAAUAAAGAUGGUCUCCGGAGGAAUGCCUUUAUUCAAACAACAGUAUUAUUCAGUGCCUCCAUCCUCUUUAGUUGUGAUCAAUGUGGAGGACAUGAACGACAACAAGCCUUUAUUCGUGGGUCAGCCCUACUAUUUGGUGUUCAACACAGACUACGCGGCCGGAACUCAGAUUGGUCGAGCGCAAGCCAUUGAUCUGGACGUUGGUUAUAACGGAAUGGUCACCUAUUCUAUACUAUCGGGCGAUCCAAACAAACUCUUCUCUAUUAACACCGACAAUGGAUAUAUAUCAAUGGCCCGAUCGGCCAAUACGGCCAACGAUCCACUUAAUUAUAAUUUACUUAUUUCUGCCAAAGAUUCUGGCUCUGUUGCCCUCGAAUCGCAAGCGAACGUCACAAUAAAGAUGGUCUCCGGAGGAAUGCCUUUAUUCAAACAACAGUAUUAUUCAGUGCCUGUGAUUGAGAGCCAUCCGCCUUCUGUGCCCUUUCUGACAAUCAAUGCCGACAGUCCUCACGGAAGACAACUUAUAUACAGUAUUGUGUCGGGCAAUGAAAACGAAGAAUUCUCGCUUGACUUCAAUUCAGAUCCGACGAUUAGUAGCGGUAUGAUUUCGGUUAUCGAGAAACUCGAUCGCGAAUCCAUCAGUCAAUACAAUCUAAUCAUUUCUGGCACCGAUUCUGUGUCUGGAGUGAGCGCUACCGUUCCUCUACUUAUUACCGAAUCUAAUGCCAUAUUCUCGGUGUGUUUUGCAGUGGAAGACGCCAACGACAAUCCACCCAUGUUUACAAAGUUCUCAUAUAAUGUCUCGGUCUCUGAGUCGGCGCCCAUUGGCGCUAAUGUGGUGAGAGUGAGUGCCACCGAUGCCGACAUCGGUUUGAACGCUAAACUUCAGUAUCAGAUUCUGGGAAAUAAGUCCCACUUUUAUGUGUCUCCCGAUGACGGCAAUAUAUAUCUGAAGACAAAUCUCGAUCACGAGACCGAACGCGUCCAUCACUUCACUGUUAUGGCCACUGAUUACGGGUCACCGGUUCUCACGUCGACCGCUCACGUGUGGGUCGAGGUGUUGGACGUCAACGAUAAUAAGCCAAUAGUUUCGCCCUCUUUUAUGGCCACUAUUGACGAGAACAUAGAAAAGGGAGGUUUUGUGACCAGAAUUGUGGCCAACGAUCCCGACUCCAGCGAUAUAUAUAAAUUGCGGUUCAGAAUACUGUCGGGCAAUGAAAACAUGGCAUUUGCUAUGAAUGAUACGUCAGGUGUGGUCACCGUUUCAAAUCUCAACUCAAGGCGAUCCACAAAAAUGAACAAAAUCUAUGACUUAAACAUAUCAGUGAAUGACGGCGUCUAUUCCACCACAACUAGUCUUCGGGUAACAGUAAAGCCCGCGAACAACAACUCUCCCAAAUUCAACCGCAUCUUCAAUAAUGUGGCCAUAAGUGAGUUGACGGCAACCGACACAUCAAUCGCACAAUUAAUUGCCACCGAUAGAGACGACGGCCCUUACGGUCAUCUCAGUUAUCACAUCAUCAAUGAUAACGCCAAACGAUAUUUCAAUAUUGACUCGCAUUCGGGAAAUAUUACCCUUCGGUCUGAAUUGGAUCGAGAGAGCGGUCAGCGGCUGUUUUGGCUGACUGUGGCCGCACAGGACGGCGGCAAACGUAUCGGUCUCUCCAAUCUUCGUGUGGCGAUUACAGACGAGAACGACAACUCUCCCCGUUUUAUUGUCGACGAAUACAAAUCAGUGAUUUGCGCCAACGCUCCGAUCGGCGUAACGGUUCUGCCGGUGAUGGCUGUGGAUGACGACGACUUUCCCGAGAAUACACUCAUUCGGUACUCAAUAUAUGAGUCACAGAACACGAGUCGACCGACAGGUUAUAUACUGGAUAUGUUUGGCAUCACUGCAGACACGGGUCACGUCUACACCAAAAAGAAUCUGAGCGCUAAUGUCGGAGAUAUCAUCCAAUUCUUCGUGAAAGCCAGUGAUGGCAGUAAUCGCAAGACAACCAAGUCGUUGGAAGACGUGGUUCCGGUGAGUAUUCAAAUCACCGGUUCGUGUCCUUUCGUCAAACGCCAGACCUCUGUGUACGAGAUAUUUGUGGACGAAAACACCAAAAGGGGAACAGUUAUAGCGAAUGUCAAUUUGGCGGGACUUAAAGAAGUGGAACUCGCGAUCGUCGGCUUCGGCGAUAAGUCGGACGCCACUAAAUUCCGGAUCGACAAACUCGGAAGAAUACAUCUGACGGAACAGUUGGACAGAGAGACCAAAGCCAAACAUACGCUGACAGUGGAAGUGAAGGAUAAGAUUACUCUUGUCAUCAGUUAUCUGAAUAUUCUGAUCAAUGUUAUGGACCAAAACGAUUGUAUCCCGUAUUUCGACUCUUCGUCGUACAGUGCGGUCAUCUCCGAAGACCAAGAGAUCGGUUCAUCCAUUAUGAAAGUGAAUGCCAUCGACGGUGACGUCGAUGUGGCCAACAAUGCGCUGAAGUAUAGCCUAAAGGAUACCGACAACGGAAUGUUUAGUAUAGACGAGAACACGGGUUGGAUUACAUUAACCAAGAGAUUGGAUCGCGAAAAGAGAUCCUCACAUAAUCUGACAGUUGGUGUAACGGAUGGCACUCAUUACAACUCAACCCCUUUUAACAUUGAGGUCUACGAUGUCAACGAUAAUCAGCCGAUUGUUAAUCAGAAUUACAUGGCUUCCAUCUACGAGAACAGUCCAUUGGGAAUGAUUAUAGUGUCAGUCGAUGCCAUAGAUUACGAUCAAAACACUGAACUCAGUUAUUAUAUAUUGAGCGGCGAUUCGUUCAAUCAAUUUGAUAUCCGACAAAACGGAGAGAUUAUUGUCAGCAAAGCGUUGGACAGGGAAUCGAUCGAAACAUACGAUUUGGAGAUUGUUAUAACAGACGGACGUUUUGCCACUAAAACUAUGGUUACGAUUGAUAUUUUGGAUAUCAACGAUAACGGACCCAUUUGUCUGAAAUCAAAGUACGUUGAGUUAGUGAGCGAAGCGGUCCCUCCGAGCACUUACAUUCUGACCGUUGAGGCCACGGAUGUGGACGAAGGCGAUAACGCGAAGCUUUAUUACUUUAUCUCCGGCGAUGCGGAGAAACACUUUGCAAUUGAUCCCCAAUCGGGUCAUCUCAAGACCAAGAGCUUACUCGACAGAGAAAGCCGCGCCUCAUAUCUGUUUGACGUGCAUAUCAGUGAUGAUAAACGGAGGGACUGGACGUGUAAGAGUGAAGUGGAGAUAUUGCUCAGUGAUGUGAACGACGAAUCGCCCAAAUUCUCCAACACUUACUAUUCGGUUAACGUUCCCGAAGACUCGACGGUCGGUAUCAUCAUCGGUAAAGUGACGGCCACUGACGCCGAUCUGGGAAUCAAUCGGAGAGUGCGUUACGCUCUUCUCACCGAAACCAAAGAGUUUGAAAUCGACGACAGGAAUGGUAUCAUUCGUUUGGCGAAGACUUUGGACAGAGAGACCCAAUCAACGUAUAAUCUGACGCUCAAAGCGUACGAUUCGGGCGCUUCGCAGCUCUUCUCGACCGCCAAUUUCAUCGUAAACGUGAUGGACAUCAACGAUAACGCGCCUGAAUUUGAAAUGCAGUCCUAUUCCGGGAAUCUCUCCGAAAGCGCUUCAGUCGGCGACGAAGUGCUCAAAGUGUACGCCACGAGUAAAGACACGGGAAUUAACGCCGAAAUCAAGUAUCACUUCUUGAGUGGCAACGAAAACGGAAGCUUUUAUAUUCACCCGAAGUCUGGCAUUAUAUCAGUGGCCAAAGGACUCGAUUACGAAACGGUUCGCGAAUACUUCAUGACUGUUAGGGCCGAAGACGGAGGCAUUCCUUCCCUUUCUAGCGAAGCUCACGUAACCAUUCGUGUCACUGAUAUCAAUGAUAUCAGCCCUCAGUUUGUUCAGCGCUCGUACGAUAUUGUCAUUCGCGAAGACUCUGUGAUUGGCGACCGAAUCAUACAAUUGGUGGCCAUUGACUCGGAUUCGGCCGAAAACGCGAACCUCAGCUAUUCAUUCACCGGCGGUUCCCAAACAUACAAAGAAUUUCAAAUCGAUGCCAUCUCUGGCAUCAUAACUGUGGGCAAGGGUUUAGACCGGGAGAUGAUCUCAUCCUAUAUUCUUGAGGCCGUUUGCAAUGAUAACGGAAACCCUAAACCCCUUUCGAGUUCUGUGUUUGUAAACAUCGAGAUAUCGGACGCUAACGACAAUCCGCCACUUUUUGACAAAACUAAUUACACAAUGUAUGUCCAGGAGGGCCGACCCACCGGUCACUCUAUCGUCAACUUCAAUAUACAGGACGGCGACAGCGCCGCCAAUUCCGGUCCCUUUACUCUCAAACUAUUAUCCAGUGAUUAUAAUAACAGCUUUUCAUUGGUCAACGAAGACACCUCUUUGCGCACUAACACUGUGUUUAACCAUUCAUUGGAAUCCAAUUAUUCGCUCACAAUUUUGGUGACAGACUCGGGAACCCCUCCCCUAAACUCGACGACAUCUGUACUCGUUUUGGUGACACAAGAGCCCAGAAUUCCACCCCAAUUGAGUCAUCUGUCAAUUGUGGUCAACUCUUUGGAACAAUUUCCCGGUGGAAUCAUUGGUCAGGUGAGCGCCACAGAUGACGACCCCUUCGAUAAACUGAGUUAUGCCAUCACUCAAGAGGACGACAGACACUUAUUCUCCAUUGACUCGACUGACGGCACUUUAGUUGCCUUUCCCGGACUCGACGCCGGAAAGUAUAAGAUUAAUAUAACGGUCAGCGAUGGGAAGUACUUGACCUAUGGUUUGAUUGAUUUGGAAGUCUCUGUCAUUACCGAUGAUAUGAUCGAAAACAGUGUUGUCGUUGAGUUGAGAUCGAUAUCUGUAAAGGAAUUUAUAACCAAUUAUAAAAAGACAUUUAUACGAGUCAUGAAAAAUGUAUUCAAUGUCCGAAUGAAAGACAUUAUAAUAAUCAGUAUUCAACCGACGGAUCACAAGAAUCCAAACAACAGACUUCGAAGAAGUCACGAGAAUUUGGGUGACAUUAGUGUUCUGUUUGUGGUCUCAAGAACUCGAGGCGGAUAUUACUCGAGACAAUGGAUCAAAACGAAAGUGGCUGAGAGUAAGGUCGGCAUUGAGAAACAGUUGGGUAUUCUGUUGGAGGACUUUAUACUGAAGUCCGAGUGUCAGCACAUCCACUGUAAACACGGCGAGUGUCGCGACGAACUCAUACUUAGCGAAAACGAUGUCAUCUCUAUUGUGAGCCCUAAACUCAGUUUCGUGUCGCCAUUCCAUGAGCACCGAUACGGCUGUGCCUGUCAUCCGGGCUUUGGCGGCAAACUAUGCGAAAUGAUAGUCAAUGAAUGCGCCAGAAAUCCGUGUCCGUCCUUCAAAGAGUGUCUACCGGUGUCGUCGCCGUUGGGCUAUCUCUGUCAAUGUCCUUUCGGCAAAUCAGGUCCCGUUUGCAAUCAAAACGCCGAGACCUGUCAUAACAGCGAUCGCGACGUUUCCUUUUGUUACGAAGAACUGAAUCCCAUCUCAUUUCAGGGCAAUUCAUACGCCAGAUAUUCCUUUCACAAGAAGGUCGAGAAGAUAUCGUUACGUUUUAAGAGUCAACAAUUGAGGGCUAAUAUAUUCACUCAAAGUGGCGACAAAUCCUAUAAUAUUCUUGAGAUCGCCGGCGGAUAUAUUCAGUAUCGGUUUGACUGCGGAAACGGCGAGGGAUUGAUAAGAAUAGAGAAUUUAGUGAUAAGUGAUGGCAAAUGGCAUGAGAUUCUUGUCGAGAGGAAGAGUAACACCGCAUCCCUAACAUUGGACCGCAAAUACAGAGGCGGAGGCUUUGCGCCGGGAAUUGUGGGCUGUCUUGAUCUCAGCGUUGAUCUAUUCUUUGGCGGUUCAGUCAAACCGCGUUCCAAUUCUAUCGGUGGUGAAGAGAUAACUCUGGGAUUCAUUGGAUGUCUCGACAAUAUUCUCAUUAAUGGCCAACAAAUUCCACUACAUAUGGCAUCUGUUUCAUCGGCAGCUGUUUUAAAGACAUUAGCGAACGUAGAGUUCAGUUGUAAUUUCAAAGCCGAUGUCGGCAUUUGUAAGUCUCAGCCGUGUCUGAAUGGCGGGACGUGUCAUAAUCUUGUCAACGGUUCCUAUCAAUGCGUUUGUGUCGGCCCUAAGUAUAGGGGAGUUAACUGUGAAAUAGAUAUGAGUCCCUGCGAUACCAUUCCGUGUCUGAACGGAGGUCUCUGUCGUCACGACGAAGCCCUUUGCCGGACAGGAGUGACCAACUGUUAUAAAUGCGAGUGCGGACCCAGUUUUACGGGUUUGAACUGUCAGGUGCCGCGAUUCUGUGCGCCUAAUCUAUGCAAAAACGGUGGAGUUUGCGAAGAGACAAGUUUAGGGCCCAAAUGUCACUGCCAUCAGGGAUGGCACGGCCUCUACUGCCAGUACGACAUCGACGAGUGCCAGCUCUCCACUCCUGUGUGUAUGAGUCCGGCCACGUGUAUCAACCUUCCGGGCACUUUCCGGUGCAUCUGUCCCGUCAACAGUACCGGCAUCUCGUGCACCGGCGACGGCCUCUACGCCACAAACAUCAUAUCAUCUCAAUUGCACAUAACCUUAGAUGAGAUAAUAGGCAUCUUAAUCGUGUUGUCGGUGUUGGCCAUCACUGGCUUUAUAUUCGCCAUUUGUAUGAAAUGCAAAAACAAGUCACAAACGCACAGAACUGCCAACAAUAGGGAUCAAAACCAACGAUUACUUAAGAACAAUGACAUUAACGUGAAUUUGAAACGAUACUCAAAAAUGAGUAAUUUUGAAAUGAGUAGUCAAUCGAGUAAACCAUUCCUCAACCAAAGACCCACUUCUUGUGCGGAUCCGCUCCAAACGCUCAACAACUUCAACGAAGACCGCUCUGGCGAUGAGUUGGAGACAAACAUCUGCACAGAAAACUUGCGGCAAAACUUUACUAAGAAAAACGCUCCGAUCGCUAGUGUUUCGCCACAAAUGAUUGAAUCAAAUUCAAAGUCUAUCGCAAAAGACUCUAAAAAGCAAAUCAAAAUACUUAAUGAUGCUAAGCCAUCGACGUGUAAGGCAUCCACACCUCCAACGAGGGUCUCUUUCGGUGACUCCGAUUCAAACGUCUUCACUGAAGAGCAAUCAAACGUAUCCUUAACUAACUCUCAGAACGCCGACGGUUACCAUUGGGACAGUUAUGAUUUGGCCCAAUCCGACAAUAAACCCAUUUCUCCAAAUUUGUUUGAGGUCUCAGUCAAUGAAAUCCAUGACUUGGAGUCCAAUUCAGACAACAGUCAAAUAGAGCUUUCAUGUAAUGGUUCUCAAGAGCGGGCGUUCGCCGAACGGGACGUCAGUCAAGAGAAUUCGCCGCUUCUUUGCCGAAGUCAAGAGAUUAACGAAGAGAUUCCGUUCGCCGACACAUCGGAGCCCUCGUCUCCGCAAAAGUAUCUCAAUCUAUAUCUUCCGAAUCUGUCGGACAACGAGUGGAGUAAUAAUAAGCGUAAGAAUAUACUGACCUAUACUUCGACGACAGACUCUCUCGCGGAUAAUAUCAACGUCGAAGAGGAGACGUCUAAAGUAGACAAAGAUUGCAAUAAUGGCUGCGAUUUAGACGAGAGUGAGUGCGAAGAGUUUGACGAAUCAAAUCAACAAUCAACUUAUGUUUAGACUAUUUCUGAC